This is a messenger RNA of Chelmon rostratus (copperband butterflyfish), 1903 nucleotides long. RefSeq lists its product as uncharacterized. The record is from RefSeq and is a predicted model, not a curated record. Bases 1 to 1032 code for a protein of 343 amino acids. The transcript has a single exon. Lineage: Eukaryota; Metazoa; Chordata; Actinopteri; Chaetodontiformes; Chaetodontidae.
AUGGCAGCGGUCAGGCAACGAAUCGAAAGGGGAGCCUAUAACUUUGCACACAAAACAAGUAACCGUUACCUCCUGAAAAGUCAGAACAAGCAAGGUGAAAGUGCAGUAAAAGCUUCGUCUCUGUCGGCGGGGUUUCUGUUGGGUGAUAUCCGAAAUGGCGAACUGUGUGGAGCCGAAAAUGCAGCGGACGGAGUGACUGUUGGAGCCUCACAGGACAGUUGCACAAGGUUAACAUUAACAUCACUGUUUGGUAGUGUUUGUGGGAAUGGAGAUGUCGCUGAAUGUUACCAUCUUGGACGUAUCAAAGAGUGUUCAUUUCCUACCAAGACCCCGGUUCAAAGUAGAGGAAGAAAUCUUCUUCGGUACCGAAGUUAUGUCAAGUUUCGGAGGUCUGCUCAUCGACUACAGAGCCUCGGUAGUCGGUGUUUGUGUUGGGGACAUGGACAGUUUGUGUUUAUCAGAGCCUACAGCGGCUACGAAACCCGACCCGAGCCCCUUUACAAAACCAAAACAGGUUAUUAUGACAUCCUGGAGGUGUCGCCCACCGCCACUCAAGCCCAAGUAAAAACAGCCUAUUACAAGCAGUCCUUCAUGUACCACCCGGACAGAAACGCCGGCAGCGAGGAGGCCACUGUCCGCUUCUCUGAGAUCAGCGAGGCCUACACCGUGCUGGGCAACAAGUCACUGAGGAGGAAGUAUGACCGGGGCCUGCUGAGUCCGUCAGACCUCGUCGCAACAACCAGACCCUCUGGUAAGGACACCACAGGGAGCACCGCCAAACGGCAAUCCGAGAGCCGACGGUCUGUGAUGGGCACAGAGGGCCGAGGAGGCAUCUUUGAUUUCGACAAGUUUUUCAAGGCCCACUACGGCGAGCAGCUGCAGAGAGAGAAGGACGCCAGGUUGCGCAAAGAGGAGAUGCUGAAGAACCAGAAGCAGGCGAGGGGGGAUAAGCUGGUCGGGAUAGUGGAGAUAGGAGUUGGGGUGAUGAUCGGGGUGGCCUUUGUAAUAGUCAUCAGCAUGAAAGGCAGAUGAAGGAUGCACUGAGGAGGAAUUCUGAGCAUCUUAAUGGAAAUGUGUUGUGCAUCGUCACGACCUUUCACACUACAAAAAACACUGCUCACAUGGCUGUCGAAGACUGUCUUGACCUGACCUCUGAGCUCUCUAUUUAUUACUUGUGUUCAAUGUAACACUGUGCAAUAGUGCGACUUUCAAAAAGCUGCUCGUAAGGUUAAACUGUAGUACAUGUACAUACAUGUGCAUAUGUUUCAGUUCUUCAGUCUGCAAUCAUGCAACUCUGUGCAGUACUUCUCAUUCAGCGCAGUAUUCAUUGACUGUUGAGUCACACAUGUGAUACCCAGCAGCAGGGUUAUCUUUUCUCACCAAAUCAGCUUUUUUUUUCUUUUUCAGUGCUUCACUGUGAGGAAUUCUUCUUCUUUGUUGCUUUUAACAAAAGUAGUCAAACUACUACAAAUGUUAAAUGUGGCAGCCACACUAGAACACAAUGAAAUUGUUUAAAAAUGACAAAAUAAUUUGAAUGAGUCAGGGCCCAGAAAGUAUUGAUUAAUUAGCACAGUAAUUACUGUUCUGUAAGCUGUGGUGUCACAGCUUCACUCCUUUAGUUUUUAUAAAGUCAUCUGUCCAUCAGAUGUCUUUAUUUUCAACGGUGAAGUGAGUUUUAGUUCAUUUAAUGUAUUGCUCUGUAUAAAACAUUUGUCACAAUAUAAGGAAGUAAAGGAUGUGUGUAUCAGUCGUUUCUUGAGAGCCCAGUACACAGGGGCACUACAGGAACUGUAGGUCUGUGCUCAGGUGGUUAAAGUUAAAGAAUGUGCCUUGAAUGACAUUUAUUGUUAAAAUCAAUGGCUGUAUUGUCCUGAUAUUGAACCAAUAAAUGACUUAUGAGCAG